Toxorhynchites rutilus septentrionalis is the source of this 1786-nucleotide messenger RNA. RefSeq names its product DNA/RNA-binding protein KIN17 (gene kin17). The record is from RefSeq and is a predicted model, not a curated record. The transcript is spliced from 2 exons. Lineage: Eukaryota; Metazoa; Arthropoda; Insecta; Diptera; Culicidae. Gene Ontology annotation, biological process: DNA damage response; DNA replication. Gene Ontology annotation, molecular function: double-stranded DNA binding. Gene Ontology annotation, cellular component: nucleus. Bases 130 to 1293 code for a protein of 387 amino acids.
CAAAUAUUUUGGAUUAACAUUUGCUACCCCAAGUAGUAAUAAACAACGUAUCAUUUUCUGCAAGUAGUAAACAAACGGGAAGAUUUGACUCGUAUGCUCAUACUCGAUAAGUUUAUUCAUUAAUCGAAAAUGGGCAAAGGAAAGGCGGAGGUUGGUACGCCAAAGUACCUGGCCAAUAAAAUGAAGGCCAAAGGUCUGCAGAAACUGCGCUGGUAUUGCCAAAUGUGUCAGAAACAGUGCCGAGAUGAGAAUGGUUUCAAAUGCCACACCAUGAGCGAAUCCCACCAGCGGCAGAUAUUGCUGUUCGCUGGCAAUGCAGGUCGUUUCAUCGAUGGAUUUUCGUCGGAAUUCAUGACAGGAUAUCUGCAGAUCCUUCGCAGGCAGUUCGGAACGAAACGAGUUUCGGCAAAUAAAGUUUACCAGGAUUACAUUUCGGAUAGACAUCACUUGCAUAUGAACGCUACCAAGUGGCAUUCGUUGUCUGAGUUUGUUAAAUAUCUCGGACGCAAUGGUCAUUGUGUCGUGGAUGAAACCGAGAAAGGGUGGUUUAUCUCCUACAUCGAUCGGGACCCAGAAACUCUGGCUAUGCAAGAGAAAAUGGCCAAGAAGCAGAAAAUGGAUAAGGAUGAUGAAGAACGACUGGCAGAAUUCAUCGAAGAACAAGUUCGUCGAGGUCACAAGGAAGAAGAAGCGAGUACUUCGUACACAGAGUUGAAGCGGCAGAACGAAGAGGAGACAAUAAAGAUCAAUUUGAAAUUGGGUCUCAGCUCUAAAGUUGAAACUAAACCAAUCAAACUGGAAAAACGGCCAUUGGAGCCGUCUUCCGAUUGCCCAAAAGAAAAAAAGUAUAAACCUGGGUCGUCAUCUGAAUUUAAAAAGCCUUCGGCUUUAGAUGAACUUAUUAGAGAAGAGGAGAGAAAAAAGGAGAAAGUUAAUCGAAAAGAUCACUGGCUGGCGGAAGGAAUUGUGGUGAAGCUAGUAACGAAAUCUCUGGGAGAGAAAUACUACAAGGAAAAAGGCGUUGUUCUAGAAGUAAUCGAUAAGUAUCGAGCCAAAAUCCGGAUGCUUGAGACCGGAGAUAAAAUAAAGGUGGAUCAGUCACACUUGGAAACGGUCAUUCCAGCAAUUGGGAAGCAGAUACUCGUUCUGAAUGGAGGAUACCGGGGGAAUACAGCUGUGCUUAAGGGAAUCGAUACAGAUAAUUACUGCGUAACGAUUCAGAUCGCGUCGGGUCCUCUGAAAGGUAGAAUAGUUAAAAGUGUACAAUAUGAAGACAUAAGUAAGCUUUUUUAAUUUAUGAUUGCUAGAACUAUAGAACUUUGAUAGAUAAUAAACUUAUAUAGAACUAUAGAACUUAUAUGAUAGAUAAUAAAGAGCAGUACUCGGUUUAAUAAAAAAAAAAAAUUAGCGUGGAAAGAUAAGAGGACCUCCUUCACGGGAUAAUUCCGACCACAAAGGGUUAAACAGUUUCUGGCCGAGCAUAGCUAAGCACGCAGAGAGUGAAGAUCCGAUUUUGUUUUGAUUCGACGCUAAAGGCUGCGCCAAUGUUAAAUCCCAUGAACUUUUUCAAUUUGACAAGCAUUAGGCUGAGGACAUAGUAAACGCGUAAACGCGGUACGGUGCGAUGCGAUGCAAUACGGAGCGGUGAAUUGGAGCUCAUCGCGUGGUAUGACAUACUGAUCGCUUCAGAUCACGCGUUUUUUGAUGUUUCAUUUCACUCCAUUCCACAUGUAAACAACCCAGCCCAAGGAUGCCAGAUAUGAUAACACAUCUUCAUUCUGUAAAC